UUGAAGGUGCUUGUGAGGUUCAGAGAAAACGAGGACUUACAACAGCUGUCCAACUUCCGUCAGAGCGGAGGGGAAAAGUCUCUGACAACUGUCUUAUUCCUUUUGAGCCUACAGCAAUGUGAAGCCACGCCCUUCCGUUUGGUUGAUGAAAUUAACCAGGGAAUGGACCCGUACAACGAAAAGAGGGUGUUUGAAAUAUUGGGGGAGAUGGGAGGUAGGUCCCAGUUCUUUAUUAUUACACCUAAACUUAAUACAGAUCUUGAAUUCCUGAGAAUACAACAGCAAUAA
Vittaforma corneae ATCC 50505 is the source of this 288-nucleotide messenger RNA. RefSeq lists its product as uncharacterized. Gene Ontology annotation, molecular function: ATP hydrolysis activity; ATP binding. The transcript has a single exon. Lineage: Eukaryota; Fungi; Microsporidia; Nosematidae. Gene Ontology annotation, cellular component: Smc5-Smc6 complex. The record is from RefSeq and is a predicted model, not a curated record. Gene Ontology annotation, biological process: double-strand break repair via homologous recombination.